Molecule: messenger RNA, 2762 nt
Organism: Cuculus canorus (common cuckoo)
Lineage: Eukaryota; Metazoa; Chordata; Aves; Cuculiformes; Cuculidae
Gene: IDH2
Product: isocitrate dehydrogenase (NADP(+)) 2
Exons: 11
Coding region: 78-1400 (440 amino acids)
Biological process (GO): isocitrate metabolic process
Cellular component (GO): mitochondrion
Molecular function (GO): magnesium ion binding; isocitrate dehydrogenase (NADP+) activity; NAD binding
Source: RefSeq, a predicted model, not a curated record
CCACCCCGAGGGCGGAGCGUCCCGAGCCCCCCCCGUGUCCGCCCGCCCUCCCCGUGUCCGCCCCGUCGCGCCCCGCCAUGGCCGCGCGUUGCCUCCGAGCCGUCCCCGCGCUCAGCCGCCUGCCCCGCCGCCCGCCCGGGGCACCGAGCCGGCACUAUGCCGACAAGCGGAUCAAGGUGGCCAACCCGGUGGUGGAGAUGGAUGGAGAUGAGAUGACACGGAUCAUCUGGGCCUUCAUCAAGGAGAAGCUCAUCCUGCCCAACGUGGACGUCCAGCUGAAGUAUUUUGACCUGGGCCUGCCACACCGGGACAAGACGGAUGACCAGGUCACCAUUGACUCGGCGCUGGCCACUCAGAAGUACAGCGUGGCUGUGAAGUGUGCCACCAUCACGCCGGAUGAAGCCAGGGUAGAAGAGUUCAAGCUGAAGAAGAUGUGGAAGAGCCCCAACGGUACCAUCCGAAACAUCCUGGGGGGCACAGUGUUCCGGGAGCCCAUCAUCUGCAAGAACAUCCCGCGCCUGGUGCCGGGCUGGACCAAGCCCAUCACCAUUGGCAGGCACGCCCACGGUGACCAGUACAAAGCCACCGACUUCGUGGUUACCAAGUCUGGGACAUUCAAGAUGGUCUUCACGCCGAAGGACGGCAGUGGGGUGAAGGAGUGGGAGGUGUUCAACUUCCCCGGCGGUGGCGUGGGCAUGGGCAUGUACAACACGGACGAGUCUAUCUCGGGCUUCGCUCACAGCUGCUUCCAGUAUGCCAUCCAGAAGAAGUGGCCUCUCUACAUGAGCACCAAGAACACCAUCCUAAAGGCCUACGAUGGCCGCUUCAAAGACAUCUUCCAGGAGAUCUUCGAUAAGCACUACAAGACGGAGUUCGACAAGCUGAAGAUCUGGUACGAGCACCGGCUCAUCGACGACAUGGUUGCCCAGGUGCUGAAGUCCUCCGGUGGCUUUGUCUGGGCGUGCAAGAACUAUGAUGGGGACGUCCAGUCGGACAUCCUGGCCCAAGGCUUCGGUUCCCUGGGGCUGAUGACCUCUGUCCUGGUGUGUCCGGAUGGGAAGACUAUUGAGGCUGAGGCGGCUCAUGGCACCGUCACCCGCCACUACCGGGAGCACCAGAAGGGGCGACCCACCAGCACGAACCCCAUUGCCAGCAUCUUCGCCUGGACGCGCGGCCUGGAGCACCGUGGCAAGCUGGACAGUAACCCAGACCUCAUUAAGUUUGCCCAGACGCUGGAGAAGGUCUGUGUUGAAACCGUGGAGAGCGGGACGAUGACGAAGGACCUUGCUGGCUGCAUUCACGGCCUCGCCAACGUGAAGCUGAACGAACACUUUGUGAACACCACCGACUUCCUUGACGCCAUCAAGAACAACUUGGACAAGGCCCUGGGCAAGAAGUAAGGGCACAUGGCCUCGCUGUCACCGGGAUGGCUGGGCACCCAGUGCUGCCACCAACUCACUGACCCGGCUCAGGAACAGUCUAAUAUUUUUAUAAGCAGUUUUCUUACGAGUGUUUUUAAAGCCUUUGUAGCAGGGCUAUGCAGGAUGAGGGGCACCGAUUCCUGUAUCCCCCCCACCUUGCGGUGCCAGCAGCCAUUAAACACCUCCCCGGCGCAUGGUGUGGCACAGCUCUCGUGGCACAGGGCAGCUGCAGGAUGCAGCCAGUGGCUAAAGAAUAGGCAUUUAUUAGAAUUAUUGCUAAACAACUCUUCAAACGGAGGAGAUAGAAACCAAAACACAGUAGGGCUUUGCACAAGGGGCAGCUGAAUACUGCGCACGCAAGGCAGGGGACGGCACCAGGGAGCCACAGGGCCACCUGUGCCACCAGCAUGAGAACCCCCUGCCUUAUCCCAUGGGGCAAAGCUGGGUGCCGCAGCCACGCAGUGCUGCCUCCCAGCAGCAGCGAAGAGGCUGCGCCAGCCCAUCCACACCCAGCAUGGGGAGGAUUCACGUCACAGCUCUUUUUUGGUAAUGGGAUUGAGGUAGCGUGUGGGGAAGGGGGUGGCACUGCCACGUGGGGUCCAAACAUCACCAUCCUGGCUGGAGGAAGCUUGGAGGGGAAAAAGAUGAUGGGAAGGCUGGGGUGCUUGGUGCCUUGCUGGGAGCUUGGAGGGCCAAGUGGUGCCACCUCCUCCCCAGAACCAGUCUGGGGCUUUUAGAAAUGGGGCAGAUAGUGCUGUGCCCCAGGGAGCGCGGUGGGACCGGCGCCUGCAGCAUUGUCCGGGGGGAAGGUCCUGGAGCCCGUACUGGUGCCCCAGUCCUGUUAGAGCUGCCCAGAGUGCCAGUAGGAACCCUGUCUAACACUGGGCACAGUGGGGAAUGAUAUCGGGGGUGCUGCCUGGCCCCCUGCCCCACAGCAGGGAAAGCCAGGAGAUGGUCCCAGCCCCCGUGCUGCCCCAGCUCCUUUCUCCCCCGUACCAAUCCUGCAACCCAAGGAGACAAACCUGCAUCCCAGGGGCUGUGCUGCCCCAGCAAAAGCAGUUUCCUGCCCCCUAGAACAGCUCGGAGGGGGCAGUGAGGCGGCCUGGCAGCACAGGGAGUGGGUGCCAGGACUUUGCCAGCAUAGGGCUGCCCCCCAUGUGGUGGGACCCCACUCUGGUCCUCAGCUUCCCCCGGAGCACCAUUGCAGCAGCCCCCGCCCACACAGACCACACACAUUACACAGGUUUACAAAGCACAUUGGUUGAAGGAAACUGAACUCAGUGAAAAGAUAAAUCCAACCACGCGGCACGUCUGAAAAAAAAUAAAUUACUUUUCAAAAUA